UAGGAGUAGUUUAUUGUUCUUACUCGGCUCUGGGGCAAAAGUUCGAGGCUUUCAGCGGUAGGCUUACAAUUCUCACGAUCAUACAUUAAAUAUAUUUCAUUGGUCCAGCUAAAGACAAGGACAUACGUUUCCUGUGUAAUUAUAUGAAAGAAAUACUGAAUGAGAGUCAAUAGGACCAGACGUGUUGGUGUGUUUGUUUAUGUUUCAAGGAACAGAACUGUGUUGAUGUUUGUGGUCAACUUUAGUUUGUACUGUUAAAGCUGUGUCUCUCUCCAGGCAAACACUAGUGGACGAUAGUGGAAUUGAAGAUGAUUACAUCCUAACCCAAACCUCCCACAGGGCGGGGUUCAAACUGGAGACCAUCAAGACAGCCAGGGCCUGAUUGAAGUAUGUGGAGGCACAGGAUCUUUUGAAAGCUAUUAAUAAAGAUCCUCGCAUAAAAAUACUUCUAUCUAAAAAUUUAGAGCUCAAGCAUGCUGCCCCCAGGCCCGCCUGGACACUACGUGGUUGGGUCAUUACUGGAGUACAAAGGGCCCAAGACCAACUUACAAUGGACCAAACAAUUCGGGGGCAUCUACUCCGUGAACCUGGCGGGCAAAACUUUGGUGUAUCUGAACACUAUACAACUUGUGGAGAGGUACAUGGAGGGCGCCGCUGGGGAGUUACUGUUGGACAGACCACCUGGACCCGGCGCGAUUGGUGAAGGUUUACUUUUUGGAAGCGGAGAGAAUUGGCAGAAAAACAAAACAGCCACCAUGCGAGCCCUUCACGCUGCCACGUUCGUACAGGCCAUGGAAGACGUGGUCCACUUCGAGCUUCGGGAAGUCCUGCAGACGCUGCAAGCGAAACUGGGUCAAAAGGUGAUGGUGGGAGAUGUGCUGAUCGGCCCGUGCGUCAACUCGAUCGUGGGACUGCUGAAAGGGGGUUCGCUAGCAAUGGACGACCCUGAUAGACGCGAGGUCUUGCUCAUCUCCCAGAACUUGGCGCGAUGUGACUUGGCCUCACUCCUGCAACAGAUCUCUCUCAAGCACCCAAUGCUGAGGCUUCCCCUGUCCUUCUUGUUUUGUACCAGCAUUGUGAACAUCCCUGCAACAGCAAAGAGGCUUCACGGUCUGCUUCGUAAGUGGAUUCGAGAAAGUCGUACCGAAACAGACCCAAGUGAUUCAAGUUGCCGAGAAAGUGCGGCUCCAGACGCAAGCUCAGCAUCACAAGAGAAGUCUCCAUCUGCAGCAUUGAUGUCAAGCCAGUGGAACUUUUCAAAAAUGUCUCUGAACGAGGAGAAUGAAUCCACACUGCAGAGAAUUUUGAAACAGCCAGAAUUUGUUAAAGUCACAGAGAAAACAGACACAGAGCUCAUCCAAUCAUUGACGGACUUUUUCUUUGGCGGAGUGACCAGUACACUCUCAGGCGCAGAGUUUGUCCUGAUGUACUUGUCCAAGAAUCCUGACGCAAGCCGGACGGCGCAGAAAGAGAUUGACGCUGUGGCAGGAAACGAAGAUAUUCGCUGGUCUAUGAAAGACCAGAUGCCUUUCUUGCAAGCCUGCAUUGCAGAGGCUCUCAGGUUAGGGUGUGUCACGCCGUCAUCAUUGCCUCACGUAGCUCUGAAAGAAACCCAGAUUGAAGGCUACAGCAUACCUAAAGGUACAACAGUGAUGGCCAGCAUAUACAGCUUGCACCGUGACCCUGAAAUAUUUGCAGAGCCAGAAGAAUUUAGGCCAGACAGACAUCUCGAUUCUGAGGGCCGGUUCAAGCAGCCGCAUUCCUAUCGACCUUUCGGAAUUGGAGCCCGGCGUUGUGUGGGUGAGGCCAUGGCAGAUAUUCAACUUUUUCUCUACACUGCAAGUAUUCUACGUCAGUUUGACAUUGAACCCGCGGACAGCAGGAGCGCUCAAGACCUAGAGACCCACAUGAGGAUCGUCCAUCGACUGAUAGACCUUCAAUGUGUCUUUACAGAAAGAAAGAACAAUUGCUAGAGAUUCAUAACAGUAACAAGUACUCAUGAGAAUCAGGAAUUAUAUCCUGGCUAUAAUAAUCAAAAUUAGCGUUCUUCAAGAUUAUCAACCUUGAUCGUGAAGACUUAUCAACUUUGACUCAACUAUCAGCCUAAAUCAGAAGAUUUAUCAAGUUCGACGUCAACUAUCAAGUUAUCAACCCUAAUCUUAAAGACAUUAAGUAAUAUAUGUGUAUUUUCUUUAGUGUUUAUGGAUGAUCUAAAUAUAUAUGAUACUUUAAAAAACAACAACUUACACACUAUCAAAAGAUAAUUAUAAUUUUUAAAUACAGCCUAAUAAAAAUGUGCUAGGCAUUUCGGGAAAAAAAGUUGUAGGCCCUUGUUUAUUAUAAUCCUUUUUUGUCACUUAGAAAUUAGUAAUUUUUUUUUUUUGGAAUCAAAUCCUUAAAUGAGCACUUUUGUUUUGGGUAUAUCUGGUGUACAGAGGCCGAAGUAUUUGAAAAACAAUGUAAUAGUUGUUUACUUUUCAGUACAGGAGAGUCAAACAUGUCAACUCUUUUGUUUGUAGAACUGAUAUUUUUUCUUAUUUAAUUGGCAACAGUGAUCUUUCACAAUGGCGUUCUUGACAUUGUUUUUUGUUUAUUUCCGAAACUCUCCAAAAACUCUCAAUGAUCCCGGGUUCAUGCCCUGCCUACCGCCUUCCCCCGUCGUCCUGCUUGAGGUUUGAACUAGGAAGUAGAUUAUCUUCCAACUCUGAAGGAACAUCCGAAACAUGUGAAACGUUUUGCAAACAUUUCAAUUUCUUGCGUUUUUUUUUUCCAUCUUCAUUAUAUAGCCACCACAUUUCUUCUUAUCGCUUCUUCGUAUUUGUAUCUUUCUGUAUUUCUUUGCUUAUGUAUUCUUAGAGGAACUUAAAAAUUCUAAUCGUAAUAAAGAGCAGAAUACUGUGAUUAACUUUUAGUGUUAGAGUCUCCACAACACAUACAGUGGGUGGUAAUUUUCGGUACCAAUCUCUUAAGUUCCUAAUAGAAAAUGACCCACAUAUUAUUAGCUAUGUAUCUCAUUAUUGAUGUCCACAUUGUUAAAUAUUCUCACAUCCAUUUAUUAAUUACUUAUCAAUUACAAUUGUGGUUUACUAGUUUAAUCAUAUUUAAAGUUUCUGAGAUUUAUUUUUUCUACGAAUAUAUCAUAGGUUCCAAAUAAAUCCACUAUUAUUUUUACGCUUUAAAAAUGAGUAGAGAAUAGAUACUUUGGUUUUUCCAUUAUAUUAUUAUCGAAAACUCCCUUUAUUCAUUCUCUAGCACAAAAGAGAAGAAUGAAGAUUAGUCUGAUACAAAAUUAUAGUUAGGUGUCCACUAGAGUUCUUUGUUUUUUAUGAUGUUAGAAGUACCGCAGAGUAACUCCCUCUGACAGAUCACAUUUUAUUUAGGUAUGUUCAAAGAUGCCAACGAGGUGAAUCGAGGAAUCGCGUGAAUCGUGGCCAUCCUUUUGGUUGUUAAGACAAUUAGUUACAUUGUAAUCUCAAUAUAUUCUUAUACGCAUUGAAUCUUUCAAGGAUCUGCCGUUUAUUGGAAUACGACCGACAUUGUAGGUGCUAUGGGUACUACAAUAUUGAUUAUAUUUAUGUAUUUUCUUUUUGUCAAUGUAAAGUAAUCUAGUCACUCAAAAUAUUAUUAUUUUGCUUAUUAUUAUUAUUAUAUUACUCUUAUUACUAUUAUUAUUAUAGUUGUUUUGUUAUUAUUAUUAUCAUUAAUUAUAUUAUUAUUAUGGUUAAAUUUGCAAGGAUUGCUGAGUCGAAAUAUUUAGGAGUACCUAGUCUAUAAAGCUCACUUUUUUUUUUAACUUGCAAUGUACAUUAUUGCACACUAUUCUUCGUUUGUUCGUCCUAAGUCAGUAUUGCUAGGGAUUGAGAGAAGCCCAACUGUAAUCUAGUCACAUUUAAUGUGUUACUUUAUUUGGAUGACUUUUUAUUGCAAUAUCCAUUUUCUUUUUUUUCUUAUUGACUUUCGUUCAAAUGAGAAGAAAAAAAAAAAAAUAAAAAAACUUGACCA
Molecule: messenger RNA, 4002 nt
Organism: Biomphalaria glabrata
Lineage: Eukaryota; Metazoa; Mollusca; Gastropoda; Planorbidae
Product: cytochrome P450 2D15-like
Exons: 10
Coding region: 474-1973 (499 amino acids)
Biological process (GO): xenobiotic metabolic process
Cellular component (GO): cytoplasm; intracellular membrane-bounded organelle
Molecular function (GO): heme binding; iron ion binding; oxidoreductase activity, acting on paired donors, with incorporation or reduction of molecular oxygen, reduced flavin or flavoprotein as one donor, and incorporation of one atom of oxygen
Source: RefSeq, a predicted model, not a curated record